Molecule: messenger RNA, 543 nt
Organism: Eubalaena glacialis (North Atlantic right whale)
Lineage: Eukaryota; Metazoa; Chordata; Mammalia; Artiodactyla; Balaenidae
Gene: CPSF4L
Product: cleavage and polyadenylation specific factor 4 like
Exons: 6
Coding region: 1-543 (180 amino acids)
Cellular component (GO): mRNA cleavage and polyadenylation specificity factor complex
Molecular function (GO): metal ion binding; RNA binding
Source: RefSeq, a predicted model, not a curated record
AUGCAGGAGGUCAUUGCAGGGCUGGAGCAGAUCACCUUCACCUUCGAGAAGGAUGUAGAGAUGCAGAAGGGCACUGGACUCCUGCCUUUCCAGGGCAUGGACAAGUCGGGCUCAGCUGUAUGCAGCUUCUUCGCUAAAGGGCUCUGCGAGAAAGGGAAGCUGUGCCCCUUCCGGCAUGACCGAGGGGAGAAGAUGGUGGUGUGUAAGCACUGGCUCCGGGGGCUGUGCAAGAAGGGCGACCAGUGCAAGUUCCUGCACCAGUACGACAUCACCAGGAUGCCAGUGUGCUACUUCUACUCCAAGUUCGGUGGCUGCAACAACAAGGAAUGUCCCUUUCUCCAUGUGAAGCCGGCCUUCGAGAGCCGGGACUGUCCGUGGUAUGACCAAGGCUUCUGCAAGGACGGUCCCCUGUGUAAAUAUCGCCACGUCCGCAGGAUAAUGUGUAUUAACUACUUAGCUGGCUUCUGCCCUGAGGGACCCAAAUGCCAAUUUGCACAAAAGGUACAAUCUCCCAAGACUGUACCAGGAAGAAACAAAAUAUGA